CGCAACAUGUGUCAAUGGACAUCAAUUUGACAUGCUGGUUCCUCGACCGUACGGACGACUCGCGCUAUGGCUACUGCUUUAUAUCAUUCUGUUCAGCUACUUCAUCCUACUGCCGACGAGCCCAUCAAAGCUGCUCGGCACACCCAGGUUUCUGCCAACUGACUUUUUCGUCCAUACCCAGCCUCUGGACCAAUUUGAAUGUCCCUCAAGAUAUUGCCUAGACAGACCGAGAAUUCACGAGGUUCUGAGCGAUGCGCCAUCACUGGAGCGGUACAUUUUCAAAAGUGCGUUAUCAUCUGGCUUUGAAGGCGCUAUCAGCAUAUACAACGACACCAGGACGGGCCAGAAUGUAGCUAUAAAGUCUUUCUAUGUCGACAGAAGUCCUUUGCGCAAUACUCUGCCAGAUGCAGCUGUAACAAUCUUCGGAGAAACCAGAUGGCCAACCGAGCUACAAUUUAUGCUGCUACACGCCAAUCAACUGCACACCGAGCGUAGAGAGCCUAUUAACAAUGGACUGGUCAACGUAAAAGAUUACUUUAUCGUCGACGACGGAGGAUCGAAACAAUGGCAACUGGUCACAAAAUUCUACCAGUACGGCACUCUGCACAACGCCGGUCCCAAAAUCGCUCGACUGCUAGAUCUAGCACCCAAUCUCACCACAUCCCACCUGGACGAUAUAUUCAGAAGCUCAUUCGAAGGAGUACUGCAAACACUCACCCGCAUCCAUGCACAAGGAUUCUGUCACGACGACAUCAAACCGGCCAACAUUUUCAUCUCAGACGAUCCAUAUCACUGGCUCAUAGGAGACUUUGGAAACGUACGGGAAACAAGCCACCCUUACCACGACAGUAAAAUAUGGAAGCGGCAAAAUCAGUGGCGAGACUGCCGGAAAAAUGAUAUUCGAAGAUUGAUAAUGGUCUACCUCUCCUUCCUCCGCAGUUUUCAUCACACGGAUAUAUUUGUUUUCGACGGCGAGUUUUUAAAAGGUACACAAGGGUGGGCCAGGUUAUAUUGGGAGUUCUCUGAUGUGCAAGAUUUCGCACCGGCUUCAACAACGCAUAUCACGACAGGGCCAAGUGAAUCGACAAGGGGAACAACAUCGCCGUUGUACUACUACUACUACUACUACUAUGCACCACCUGCCAGAUUUGUUCUUUCUUCAAACCACCAAGCUGCGAAAAUGCAAGUGGAUAGGCGAUUGCAUUGUUCUUUCCGCACGUGGUCUGGCAGAAUAUUCGACAGGUUUCUUUCUUCUUUUUUCUUCUUCUUCUUCUUCUCUUAACUUGUUCGCCCAUGAACUGAACUUAACUAAACUGAACCAAACUAAAAUGAACUGGGCAGAACAAAGACUCAAUUUCGCAAAAGAGAAAAAUAUAAUCACCGGAACAAAAACGCACAAGCACCUUUCUUCUUCAUUGCAGUUUUUUUCUUCUUUGCCCUUUCUUUUUUUUUUUUUCAUCCUCUGCUGGCUUUCCUCUCCCGAGUACUUUAAUAUGCAAUGAGAGAUUGGC
Aureobasidium pullulans EXF-150 is the source of this 1511-nucleotide messenger RNA. RefSeq lists its product as uncharacterized. NCBI's taxonomy places the organism in Eukaryota, Fungi, Ascomycota, Dothideomycetes, Dothideales, Saccotheciaceae. The record is from RefSeq and is a predicted model, not a curated record. Gene Ontology annotation, biological process: protein phosphorylation. The transcript has a single exon. Gene Ontology annotation, molecular function: protein kinase activity; ATP binding. Bases 32 to 1282 code for a protein of 416 amino acids.